Molecule: messenger RNA, 3888 nt
Organism: Contarinia nasturtii (swede midge)
Lineage: Eukaryota; Metazoa; Arthropoda; Insecta; Diptera; Cecidomyiidae
Product: focadhesin
Exons: 9
Coding region: 136-3819 (1227 amino acids)
Biological process (GO): regulation of post-transcriptional gene silencing
Source: RefSeq, a predicted model, not a curated record
ACAAAACAUUAAUUGGUGCCAAAAUUCAAGAGAAAUAAUAAAGUUUUGAUGAAAACAAAGUAUCGAAUUAUUGAAAUUGCAUUUGUUGAAUGAACAUUUUUUACUGUACCAAACAACAAGUGAUAAAUUAAAAAUAUGGAAGAUUUAAAACAUUCAACUAAUCACAAUAAUGUGUUACAAUUAUCGAAGGCACUGCAAAAAAUUGCAAAAGCAAUUGAGCAACAAAAGAAAGAUCCAACAAAGAAGGAGUCCACCAUCGAAGAGUUGAAUUUUCUAAAAGAGCAAUGCAUAUCGAACAAUACACAAUUGAGUUUAUUGGCCAGCCAGCAGUUGUAUGGUCUUGUUGAAAACGGUGUUCUGGAGCCGGCAAAUGUACUUACAAUGUUCAUAACAAUGCUAUCAAAUGCCAAUACGCCAAUGAAGAUAUCAGUGAUCGGUGAGGGUAUUAUCAACGUUCUUCUAUUAGAUUUACAAAUUGCGACUAGGCAUUUAAAAUCCACUGAAUCGUACGUGUGUCCUUUUGGAAUGAAGUCCGCACAGCACCCGAUUAUAACAUUGUUGAUUCAGAAAAAGAAUAUCGAUGUACUGGAUUUGGCCAGUAAGCUGAAUGGCAUUUGUACUCAUUCCGAUGAAAAUAUACGCUCCAAUAGCAUUGCAUUUUUGCGUCCAGUUUUUCUUCACGUUUUGUGUAAUCCACUGCAAAGUCUCAACAUUGAAUCGAUUUGGUCAGUUGUGUUGAAGCAACAAAAAAUUCAUGCAACUACCGCUCAAAAUUUACUUCAAGAGAUUUUUGCGUGGUUUCGAAUCACACCAGAGAGAUGUCUUAGUCUCUCCACACAACUCAUUGACGUUAUCGAAUUCCAUUUGGAUAUGGAUGACGGCCAAGCAGCUUUCGACUAUCAAAUCUAUUUAAUCGCAUUGAUACUUUCGAUGAAUGAAUUUGGAUACGAUCCAAGGAAUGCCAUUGCUACGAUUUUGAAAUCCAUUCGAAAAAUAAAUGAAACGCUUGACGAGAAUGUAAUUGAUUACAUGCUGAUUUGCAUGGCUCAAAUUAUUCAUAGCAUUUCACCAUUCUAUUUGGGCAACGCACUUGAAAUUAUUAAGGUUUUGAUUGAUCGGCAGAUUGGGGAUAAUGUUAUAGUUCGUAAUAUGUUAUUGGAUAGCCUUAUUGUACGUUUGGCGAUCAAUGGAAAAAAUCUUCAAGCUCAGGUGGUAGCCGACAUUGAACGAAUGAUAAUACAGUUGCGAAAAAAUGCAACUGAAUCGAAAAUAUGUAAGGUUCCGAGCAAGAAUAACAUAUCUAUGCUAUACUUUCACCCAUCGAUUAUCAUGAACUUCAAUUUGGUUCAACUGGCAGGCAUUGAAUUGGCCAAUUCUCAAACUGAAACAUUGAAGCAUAUCAUUAAUGUGUUGAGUAAAAAUAAAGAAUUGGCCAAUGAAAUGCAUUACUUGCUUCGUUCAAUACUUCUAAGUAUGGAUCAGACGGUCUCGUCGGAGAUAUGGUCCGAAAUAUUGAAUCAAUUACUGACCAAUGUCAAAGCAAAUACAAAAAUUUCAUGCGAUACGAUUUAUUUCAUGUUAUACCUGCUGGCAAAAGAAACAAACGGUCACCGACAAAUGGAAUUACUUCGCGGUCUUACAUCAUUUACGGCCAUCAAAGAAAAUAUCCCAUUGAUACUUAAUACAUAUCGUUCGUUAGCUUCAUCAUCAUCGGCUGUACUUCGAAUACUUUCAGUUGAUUUGCACACGAAAUUGUGGCUGGAAGAAAGCAGAACCUAUCAAUUUUUGCAUAAAGUACUGAUUUCAGACGAUGAUAAACUCUCGGCACCUGAUAAAUGGGAAAUGAAUGUGGUCAAAGCAAAUGCAAUCAAAGAGAUUUGUUCACAAAAAGCAUCCCAACAUGGUACCGAUUUGGUAGCACCAUUAUCAAAAAUUCUCAACUCCUCGCUUGAUAAUGACUUGGCCAGCUCGCUGGCAUUAGAUGCUGUUGUGUGGCUUUGCAAAAGUCACACUGUAAAUAUCGUUUCAACGUGGAAGGUUUUACAAAGUGUAUUUGAAUCAGAAUUAAAAAUAAGAACAACAAAAAGCUUGUGUGACUUCUUUGGACAAGUGCCAUUAUUGAAAAGUGCCUCAAAUGAAUAUGAGGAAUUAUUCUGUACGGCAUUGAAACGAUUGUGGAAAUUUAUCACAGACACCAAUGAUGUUGAAAUCAGUGUAGCUGCAUGCCGGGCAUUGCAUAACUUUGAAUUUUCCGAACUAACUCUGCAACAUAUACCAACCAUACUCUACGAUAGCAUCAUAUUACCGAAAGAAUAUCAAAUUCAAAUUGCGGCAUCACACAAUGAUCCAGAUAAUGUGCCAUUGACAGCAGCUGAUGUUGUACCAUUCAUACCUGGCGAAUGUUGGAUUGAGCUCUUGAAAAAUAUAAAUCAAAAUGCAUUAAAUGAGGCCAUAGAGUUGGUGGUGCAUUUGAUUGAAAUCGAAAUGUCACAGUAUCGCAGCGGAGUAUACAUGUUGGCAGAAGGACGACCCGAACCAAAAGAAUUGCAGCACUUGCACGCUCGCAGUCCACUUCGAGCGAUGAUUAAAUUCAUAUGGCAACAAUCAGAGAACAAAAACGAACCGACGAUUGUAAUAAAGUGCCUUGAAUGUGUUGCAAGAAAAUAUUCUCGACCAAUUCCUCCGUUGAAUUGGUUCUUCCUUAUUGAAUAUAUCAACCAAGGAAAAUCAUUUGAAAAUGCCAACUCUGAUGACCAAUUCAAAAUGAAGAAGUAUGCUCUUACAAUUGCUGGAAAUCAAAUCGCACACUCUGGCUCAGCAAAAACACUCAUCGAAAACUAUUUGCAAUCGUUUGACGCAAGUGUCAAAGAACUGGACGAAAUUCAAAUGUGUUUGGAUCUGGUGAGUAAGAUUUGUGACGGUGUUUCGCCUCGGAUCUUGGCCACAUUCAUCCGUGACACAUUGACAUUUUUACAUGGCAUCUCAGCAUCGAGUCAUUUUGAGGAGAAUGGCCAUUUUGAAAUUGGGCUCAAAGCAAUUACACAGACUUUUGAUAAGAAAUGUUUGAUUCCGGAAAACAUUGACAUCAUAACCGAUGAAAUUUGCAAAUUUUACCAUAUACUGCCAAGUGAUUCAAAGAUCUAUGACAAAUAUUCAAAUUAUAUUUUAAAAUUGCCCAGUGAAAAUUUGGAUAAACUGAGCACUCCAGUGGAAUGGAACGACGAGAAUUUCAAGAAAUCGUUGGUUGUUCGAACAAAGGCGACAUUUUCACAGAAACCAUUCACCACCACAACGAAUACAUGGAUGUGGAUUAAUCUUUUAAUCGAUAAUGUAUCUGAUUCGAACGAUUCAACCGUUGAUCGGAAGAGAAAGGACGAUUUAUUGGUAGAAAUAUCAAAUUUAUCAGCACAACGUUAUAGUGAAAGUACUUUAAGCGAUUGGAUCAUGUACUUUUUGGGAAAGGUCCAAUCUGAUUUGAGUCAAGACAAUAGCGUACGCAUUCCGUUUUCUUUGGACCUAUUUAUGUUCGUCAUAGUAAUUGCCGCUGGAUGUGACAUCUUUGUCAGUGCACCAUUAAGCAUAAACAAUCGAAAACAAUGGCUCAAUAAAUUUCCAGAAGCUCUGUACCUGUUGAGCAAACGGUCAAAUUGGACUUGCCACAUGCCCAGAAUCUUUGAGUUUUUGUAUCAUUUGAAAACUCAGCAAAAAUAUUUAGCCAAAGAAUAUAAUUCGAUAAUUCGCAAUACACUGAUUUGUGUUAAAAAUCAUGAAUAUUUUCUACAGAAAUCAACCUGGAACAAAUUCAUUUCAUUGCAGUAAAAUGUAUACUAUUUGUAUUAAAGAUGUUUUUAUUAAAUAAACAAAGGCAUUUGUGUCCAAUCUUUUUAU